CAAAAUUUGACAUAAACUUUAUGUCAUAAAGUUCGAGUUCGGUCAUCCAAUGUUGUUUUUGUGAUAUUUUUCUCAUUUAUCGUUAGUAUUAUUGUUUCUAUUUCCAUUAAGAAUGUCUCAACAAUUAGAAUUAUUGACGGAGAAUCCAACACAAUGGACGCCUGUAUCAUUAUUAACACCGGAAAUACAGAAAAAGGAAAUCAAACCAUUUGUCAUUUUGGCACUGAAAGAGUUGGAAGGCAACCCGGACAGCAGGACCUCUAGUCUGAUGAACACGGACAAGUUCUCAGCGGUGAGGGAGAUUGUGAGGCACUUCGCGAGACUACGGUCAGCGACUAAAGAGCCGUGGGGUCAGGAGGAUGUGCAGACCUUCUUAGAGGGAUUGAGGUUUUCCCCAGACUGCGUCACAGAGUUUACAACCCUACUAUGUACAGAGAAGAUGUAUGAAAACAUUCCACUCCACCUGAGAGUCAAACCAGGACUGGUCAGCCUGCAGUGGAAAAUUGACAUAUCGUUAAGCCAAUCAACAAUAGCAGCUGAAAAACCGUCGCCGCAACGUUCAAAAGAAAUUAUGCAUCGUGACACCUACAUUAUUUUAACAUUACAGCUAACAGACGGACGAACCCUCAUGUACAGAUUAUCUAUUCAUAAAUUCCAUGAGCUAAGGUUUACUAUAGCGAGUGCCUUAAAAAGUAUAAUUGUUCUAGAAAGAAGAAAAUGUAUGAAAAAAGAAUGACAUAAGUUUUCUUGGGGUUGACAACCCCUGACAUGUAUUUAGUCGAUUUUUUCGGUUAUGUUUAGUCGAUUUUAUAAGGGAUUUGAAUUAAAUUGUUUUGAAACGGAUUUAUUUGCUUUGAUAUGUUUUAAAGACGUAUUUUAAGGGUGUGUUGCGUCACGUCAGAGGUCUAAGGGCGGUUUAAACUCUGACACCAGGUUGUACAUCAACCAUACGAUAAGAAUAAUUUCGAAACUAUGAUUUCAUGAAAUUGCGAUGAUAUCCGUUUUAAAAUAGUUUUAUUUUAAUGUCUAACUUAUGACUUAAAUCAAAGUUGCCUUUUGUUGAGUUUUUGAAUUAUAUCAAUGAUUAAAAUUAUAAGAUAUUUAUUUUUAAACGCUUAUCUUAAGCUGUAUAUUCUAAAGAUGCGCAAUCCAAGCAAAA
This is a messenger RNA of Trichoplusia ni (cabbage looper), 1159 nucleotides long. RefSeq lists its product as uncharacterized. The transcript is spliced from 4 exons. Lineage: Eukaryota; Metazoa; Arthropoda; Insecta; Lepidoptera; Noctuidae. The record is from RefSeq and is a predicted model, not a curated record. Gene Ontology annotation, cellular component: nucleus. The coding region runs from base 113 to 736 and encodes 207 amino acids.